This is a messenger RNA of Phyllostomus hastatus (greater spear-nosed bat), 758 nucleotides long. It is a transcript of the gene FXYD7, whose product is annotated as FXYD domain containing ion transport regulator 7. The coding region runs from base 132 to 374 and encodes 80 amino acids. NCBI's taxonomy places the organism in Eukaryota, Metazoa, Chordata, Mammalia, Chiroptera, Phyllostomidae. Gene Ontology annotation, biological process: regulation of sodium ion transmembrane transporter activity. Gene Ontology annotation, molecular function: sodium channel regulator activity. The transcript is spliced from 6 exons. Gene Ontology annotation, cellular component: membrane. The record is from RefSeq and is a predicted model, not a curated record.
CCCAUUGGCUACGGUCUCCCCCAACACCAGGGCUCCCCGAUCUCCCCCAGACCUCGGUCCGUCCAGUUUCCAGCUGCUGCAGCCGCGCCUUCAUCGCUUCGGCAUCCAGCCACCCCUUGCUCCAGCGCGGCAUGGCGACCCCAACCCAGGCCCCCACGAAGGUUCCUCAAGAACCUGACCCAUUUUACUAUGACUAUGACACUGUGCAGACUGUGGGCAUGACUCUGGCUACCAUAUUGUUCCUGCUGGGCAUCCUCAUCAUCAUCAGCAAGAAGGUGAAGUGCAGGAAGGCGGACUCCAGGUCUGAGAGCCCCACAUGCAAGUCCUGUAAGUCAGAGCUUCCCUCCUCAGCCCCUGGAGGUGGUGGCGUGUAACACCAGCCUCCCGGCACCUCCACUGCUGUCCCUGCCUGAGUGUGGGAGCCUGAGGACCGGGUGGAGGUGGUGGGGAUCCCAGCCUUGCGCUGCUGGGAGCAAUCCCCGGAAUGAGCCGCCCCACCCACCCCGAGCCUGGAGCCGCUGCAUCCUGCUGCCCCUCCCCAGGCCUUGGCAAUGAUGACCCCUCAAAGACCCCAUCUGCGUCCCAGAUCCAGAGACUAACGUCUCCAGUUCCUGGAGUCCAGGAGUCCAAUGCCCACCCAGCCCCCACAGUCCCCCGUGUACUUCCCCUGUGCACCUCCUUGUCUCCUCUCCAAAGACCCAUUCCCCUGCACCCUCAGUGUUUAUGUCUUGAGCUAAAUAAAUGUGCAUUUGGUUUUU